UGACUGGUCACUAAGCCAAUGAACUUAGCCAAUGGGAAAGAGAUAUGGCGACCUCGUAAGAACCGCCUCCUUUGCCAUUUGUAUCAUCUCUCUAUAAAAACCACUCAACCAUCAACCUCUCUUUGCAUGCAACAAAUCACUCAAAUAAUUAUUUUAUAAAGAACCAAAGAGAAAGAAAAAAAAAAAGACGGCAGAGAAACAAUGGAACGUGGAGCUCCCUUCCCUCACUAUCAGCUACCAAAACCCAACUCUGGAUUGAACUUGGACCAGCUCACUAACGCAAACCCAAUGACUAGCUCAGUCGCCGUAGCCGGCUCCAGUGACAAGAACAAGGGGCAGCAACAACAACCAUGUAUGGCUCGUGAGCAAGACCAAUACAUGCCAAUCGCUAACGUCAUUAGGAUCAUGCGUAAAAACUUACCGUCGCACGCCAAAAUCUCCGACGACGCUAAAGAAACGAUUCAAGAAUGCGUCUCCGAGUACAUCAGCUUCGUGACCGGUGAAGCCAACGAGCGUUGCCAGCGUGAGCAGCGUAAGACCAUAACUGCUGAAGACAUCCUUUGGGCUAUGAGCAAGCUUGGGUUCGAUAACUACGUGGAUCCACUCACCCUGUACAUCAACCGGUACCGUGAGAUAGAGACGGAUCGUGGGUCAGCGCUUAGAGGUGAGGCGUCGUCGUUGAGACAGGCCUAUGGAGGAAAUGGUAUUGGGUUUCACGGCCCACCACAUGGCCUACCUCCUCCAGGUCCUUAUGGUUAUGGUAUGGUUGAUCAAUCCAUGGUUAUGGGUGGUGGUCGGUACUACCAAAACGGGUCUGGUCAGGAUGGAUCCGGUUCUGCUGGUGGUUCUUCGUCUUCUAUCAAUGGAAUGUCGGUUUAUGACCCAUAUGUUCAGUAUAAGUGAAGAUUUAACCAUUCUUCAUUUCUUCUAUUCAAAGCAUCAUGUGUUUGGAUAGAGAUAUUUUAAUUAUAUGUCUUAUCAAAUAACAUUUCUAUGUAAUAUAUAUUGCUUAAUGGUUAUGCAAGAUUACAUGAUUUAAAGGUUUUUUGUAA
Capsella rubella is the source of this 1052-nucleotide messenger RNA. RefSeq names its product nuclear transcription factor Y subunit B-9. The transcript is spliced from 2 exons. Gene Ontology annotation, cellular component: CCAAT-binding factor complex; nucleus. Bases 202 to 903 code for a protein of 233 amino acids. Gene Ontology annotation, molecular function: protein heterodimerization activity; DNA-binding transcription activator activity, RNA polymerase II-specific; RNA polymerase II cis-regulatory region sequence-specific DNA binding. The record is from RefSeq and is a predicted model, not a curated record. NCBI's taxonomy places the organism in Eukaryota, Viridiplantae, Streptophyta, Magnoliopsida, Brassicales, Brassicaceae. Gene Ontology annotation, biological process: regulation of transcription by RNA polymerase II.